AUGACAAUGUACUCUUCUAUGUUAUAUCAGCGGAAAAGUGUUAAAGCAAAUGCUGGUUACUUCUGUUGGGCAAAUUAUUGUGCAUAUAACGACGAAGGAAAGUACAACUUCGACUUCGUGACUGCCAACGGCAUCUCGGUGUCGGAGUCUGGCGCUCCAGUAGGCGAGGACGGUACACCGCUCCUGACGGCACUCCCGUCCACGUUGAGUUCGGCUGAUGAGAAAGGGUUCCAGCCCCAGUCCGACCUCCUGCCCGUGGCUCCCGAGUUCCCCCAUCCGAUCUCUCAGUUCGUCCUGGACCAGAUCGCCUUCGCCGCUGCUGAGGACGCCGCCCGCGCCCACGGAGAGCUGUGGGAUGCCAACCGACCUUCCAACAGAUACGGGGCUCCCUAA
Messenger RNA from Penaeus chinensis, 393 nucleotides. Its product is annotated as cuticle protein AMP1A-like. Lineage: Eukaryota; Metazoa; Arthropoda; Malacostraca; Decapoda; Penaeidae. The transcript is spliced from 3 exons. Bases 1 to 393 code for a protein of 130 amino acids. The record is from RefSeq and is a predicted model, not a curated record.